GUACCGGAAGUACCAUUGCUGCUGCUAACUUUGUAGCUACGAGCUAACGGUGUUUCACGUGGCCUGCUGGACAGAUUGGUUUAAUUCAGAGCUGUAUUGAGCUGUAACAGCUCGGUAAAUGUUGAUGAGAUGUGAAGACAGCAGGUAAAAACAGGGGAAGAGGAGAAGUCGGAGGAUUUUAUCAGAGCUAAAGAUGAGGAAGAUGAAAUCAACAUGGAGAUCUGCAUCGAUUCUGUUUACAGUCUGAACGAUGAGCUGCAGACAUCAGUGGUUCCUGAAGGGGGUCAGGUGCUGAUUAAAGAAGAUCCUGAAGAACAGAAGCCUGAUGUGGACCAGCAGGACCAAGAACACCUCCACAUAAAAAAAGAGGAGGAGGAGGAACAACUGUGGAGCAGUCUGGGAGCAGAGCAGCUCAAUGUGAAGGAGGAGACUGAUGCCACCAACUUUACGUUCACUGCAGUUCCUUUGAAGCCUGAGGAUGAUGAAGAUAAACCUCUGUUCUUACAGCUUCAUCAACACCAAGUUGAAGUCAGAGAUCUUCCAGCUCAGGAUUCUGACUCCUCAGAAACUGAAGUCAGUGAGGAUGAUGAAGAGGAUAAUGAUGUGAACAAUCCUGACUCUCAGCUGAAACAUUUUCUAGACUCUGGGUCAAAAUCUGUUAAAGACUGUGAGUCUUCUCCCAGCAGGGUUCCUGAAUCAGGUGUUAAAAACAACAGCAAUGAACAGAAGCUGUUGUGUUGUGAGCUGUGUGGACAAAGGUUUACCAGAAAGAGCAGUUUAAACAAACACAUGAGAAUCCACACAGGACAGAAGCCAUUUUGUUGUGAGCUGUGUGGGCAAAGGUUUACCAUAAAUAACAGUUUAAACAGACACAUGAGAAUCCACACAGGAGAGAAGCUGUUGUGUUGUGAGCUGUGUGGGCGAAGGUUUACCACAAACGGCCAUUUAAAGGAACACAUGAGAAUCCACACAGGACAGAAACCCUUUCGUUGUGAGCUGUGUAAUCGAAGGUUUAUCACAAAGAGUGAUUUAAACAAACACAUGAGAACCCACACAGGACACAAGCCUUUUUGUUGUGAGCUGUGUGGGCGAAGGUUUACCACCAACGGCCAUUUAAAGGAACACAUGAGAAUCCACACAGGACAGAAACCAUAUUCUUGUGAGCUGUGUGGGCGAAAGUUUACUAAAAAGAGUGAUUUACACAGACACAUGAGAAUCCACACACGAGAGAAACCAUUUUGUUGUGAGCUGUGUGGUCAAAGUUUUAUCACAAAGAGCCAUUUAAACACACACAUGAGAAUCCACACAGGACAGAAACCAUAUUGUUGUGAGCUGUGUGGGCGAAAGUUUACCAGAAAGAGCAAUUUAAACUCGCAUGUGAGAAUCCACACAGGACAGAAGGCAUUUCGCUGUGAGCUGUGUGAUCUAAGGUUUAUCACUAAAGUCCAUUUAAACAGACACAUGAGAAUCCACACAGAAGAGAAACCAUUUUGUUGUGAGUUGUGUGCAGUGCCGGAUUUAGGGGAAUAUGGGCCACGGCUUGAGCCAAUAACGGGCCCCUAAUUAUUUAUGGCUUUGCAGUUUCACAUACACGCAUGCACUUACAUACGUAUGUAUGUAUGUGUAGGGGUAACCCUGGUGA
This is a messenger RNA of Austrofundulus limnaeus, 1642 nucleotides long. RefSeq names its product zinc finger protein 501. The transcript is spliced from 4 exons. Lineage: Eukaryota; Metazoa; Chordata; Actinopteri; Cyprinodontiformes; Rivulidae. The record is from RefSeq and is a predicted model, not a curated record. Bases 214 to 1563 code for a protein of 449 amino acids.